AUGCAUUCAAAGCGUCUUGCAGACUACGUCGAGCGGCUUACACCCGCCGAUCGUAAGCCUACCAAAGCAUCAGAGCGUCCCUUCAACAAUGCGACCGCGACUCAUCCCCCUAUGCUUCAACGGGGCGCAACGAACCGAAUUCUGAUCUAUCCCGGGUCCUUCAACCCCCCUCAUCGAGGUCAUCUCGGUCUUUUGAGCCACGCCUUCCGUAACGCAGGUGCAGAUCUCAACAUCAUUGCCGCGAUCAUCGUCGUUACAGAUGACCAUUACCUUCAAUACAAGAUGGAUCGAAGAGACAACGCAAUUGUGAUUCCCAAAGAACAGCGCGCCAAGCUCUGGAAGGGUUCAGGAAUUCCUGUUGACUGGGCCUAUGUUUUUGAUGGGCCUGGAAAGGAGUGGGCUCCUUUCCGUGCUAACCUUGCCAACGAGGCGCAAAAAGAUGGUUUCGAUAUUAAGUAUAUCGUCCUGAACGGUCCGGAUGUCAUCACCUACGGCCGUGGUUUUGACGCCGAGUGCUGGGAUUGCGGAGACGCAAUCACCUCGGACAUCUCUCGCCCAGUCGACUUUCGGUGCCCGUCUACUCUUCGCCAACUGAACGGCUGUUCCCCUUGGGAGAGGCUCAAGAUCAACCGUUCUCGAAUCGAGCAGGAAAUUCGAGAAAAGCUCAAGCAGCAGGGAGCACCAGGUAACACUUCCCCCACAGUCACUGAGAGCGCAGAAGCUAAUUUUGAGAAAGCUGUCGAACAGGCAGUUGUAGAGGCCUUGGAGACCGUGACGAACAUUUGGACCUGUCGCCAACUGCUCACAAAUCCCAAGGGAAUUGUCCGCUUCCUCCCCGUUGAACCCGAGAAACAGAUGCGUGAUGCACCAAGCUCUACCAAGAUCCGCAUGAUCAUCGACAGCUCUCCCCCUGAGGAUCUCGUCAAGAACCUCACAGGCAUUGCUCUCAAUCCAGACAUUCUUGUGGAGAUUCUAAAGGAAUUGCCCAAGCCGAUCAAGCGGGAGACCGCGGAGAAGAUUGAUCGCAAGGAGUUGGCAAAGAACGAUCUUGAGGCGUUCAAGAAGAUUGUCUGGUAG
This is a messenger RNA of Fusarium coffeatum, 1077 nucleotides long. RefSeq lists its product as uncharacterized. The coding region runs from base 1 to 1077 and encodes 358 amino acids. Gene Ontology annotation, biological process: biosynthetic process. The record is from RefSeq and is a predicted model, not a curated record. Gene Ontology annotation, molecular function: catalytic activity. Lineage: Eukaryota; Fungi; Ascomycota; Sordariomycetes; Hypocreales; Nectriaceae. The transcript has a single exon.